Leptidea sinapis is the source of this 3531-nucleotide messenger RNA. RefSeq names its product serine/threonine-protein kinase Doa (gene Doa). Lineage: Eukaryota; Metazoa; Arthropoda; Insecta; Lepidoptera; Pieridae. Gene Ontology annotation, molecular function: ATP binding; protein kinase activity. The record is from RefSeq and is a predicted model, not a curated record. Gene Ontology annotation, cellular component: nucleus. Gene Ontology annotation, biological process: protein phosphorylation. The transcript is spliced from 12 exons. Bases 302 to 3268 code for a protein of 988 amino acids.
UUUAUAUCAUGCACUAGAUGCGAUGUCAAUGCAAACGAUGUCAAUAGUAGUUCAAGUUAAUGUACUAAAUCUACGAGACUGGUUUACUUGUUUGGCAUCCCGGUGCGCAUGCGCAUACGCCAUCGCCCGUGAAGACGCGCGUGAGAGACGGCGACCUCCUAACGCUUGCGCCCGCGUUCUAUUUGUGUUCGCAUUCGUCACAUUGUACGCCUUCAGUCAGUCGCAAAUCUGAAACGGCCGCCCAGCGUGUUUUCGUGAAAAUUUAAUUUGUUAUAGCGGCCCAGGGCGGCCUGCGCGAGCAAUGGCUGCCCAACCGUCGCGUAAACCUCCUAACAAUUUACUCUUUUGCGGUCCACCACCGUCAUUACCGCCUAUAGUGUUAUUACCUAGUCCAUCUUCGUGUGUCAGUGAUCAGCAGUCGAUUGAAUCAACUGUUGCUUUUGAGAAGCUUAUUGAUUCGCAUGCCCUGAAGGAAAUAAAUAAUGUAGGCAUUCCAACAAUCGAUGCUUCCUGUGAAAAGGUCGAUCAGUUAAUAUAUGUCAGUGACAAAGUUGACGAAAGAUUACCAUUUAGCAAGAUAUUGAAGCGUAGCCGGAGUUUAGAUAUAACGGAUAUUUAUUUGAAUAGCAAUGACGGUGAUAUCGAUGUGAACGCAUUCAAGCACAGACGAUCCGAGCCAGAUUUAUCAAAGUACGAUUUGGUAAUUGAGACAGAAGUUUUCAUUGACAAUCAACAAACAUCAUAUAAACCGCCUCCUAUUGUGCUUAAUAAUCCAUUUUACGAUGCUUCUUAUGCUUUUAGUCCAAAUCAGGUCAGUCAAGUUAUUUUGCCAGAAAGCUAUCUAGCUUUUGAAGACUCUUUUGUUCCAUCAUGGGACUAUAAACCCGAACUCUUAGUUGAUAAAGAAAUAAACACGGGUUGUUAUUAUGACGGAAUUCCUUUAUUACCUUGCAAUGAUCCUUGGUCAUUCUGUGAUCAUAAUUGUAACUCAUUACAGUAUUUAACACCACAAUUUGGAUUGUCAGAAGAAGGUGUUCAAUAUAUGCCCCUUACUAAUUUAGACCAUGGAAUGUCUCAAUAUAUGGAUCUACCUUUAGACGAAAAAAUUCAAAUUACUGAAAUACAAUGCGAUAAGAACAAUCAAAAUAACAGAAUUAGAAGUCCAGAUACAGCUAAUGAAAAGUUUGAAGACGCUCAGACUAACAUAGACCCGGAUGCUAUUGAAACUAUCCCCUCGUGUACUUUAAUUCCAGAAGAUGAUUUGUUUAGUAUAAAUGAGUCGAUUACAAAUAGAGAAUCAGUGACUCAUAGUGAGGAGGAAUCAAUCAACGCAGAUAUAUCCAUUGAUGUUACUUCGAGUUUAGCGUUUAUUCCUAGCAGUAAGAGUUCACCCCGAGCUACUCGAUAUACCGAUGAUACAAGUGAUGGCACAUCUACGUGCUCCACCGAUUACCACGAGGCUUCCGCUCUGGAUCUAGCUCCGAGCUUAGAUGAAGUUUCUUGCUCUGACAGUGAAGAUUUAUCGCAAAGUAGAGAUGAACUUUCCCCACUGUGUAUUGACGAGAGUAAGCUCAUCAAAGCUGAAGUUAAACUUGAGAGUGAUCAUUCGAAUUUAGAUAAAAGUAGUAAAUCUGAACUGGUGCCCCUUAGUGAAUUAUCUAGCAUUCCAGUACCUGUUAAGUUAUGUACAAAGCCCUCUCCACCAUCUACACCUCAUAAUAGCCAAUCUAAGCCUUUAGAAAGGGUUACUGAUUAUAACAAGCCUCCACCUGCAAAUAACGUGAACCAUAGUGCACGUCCAGCUCAAGAUCGUAUAGAGAGUACUCAAAACAAAGCCAACACUAACCUCGAUAUAGUUGCAUCCAAGGAUAUCGCUCCAAUAAAACCUCAGCAACGACCCCAACCCCCCGCAGUUCCUCCAUCUUGGCUGGUGAAGAAACCGGCCGUGUCUAUGCCAACAAAAGUGCUCCAUCCGAUACAGAAUGUUCCUCAAAUACGCUUAGAGAACCCUGAAGGAGUAACAAAACAAGUGGAAACAGCUUCUAAAACUCAUUCACAAAUACAAAAUCAAGCUAAAGUGGUUCCUCAACCGUCUUGCUCCUAUGUAAUAAAUCAGCCUUCACCACAGACAUCACAACUGAAACCAGAAAAACCUAACGAAGUAGAGAGCUCGCGGGCCCGCUCCUCGGUCAAGGACGACAAGGACGGCCACCUGCUGUACUGGCCCGGAUACGUUAUGGGAGCGAGAUACAAGAUCAUCGAGACACUCGGUGAGGGCACAUUCGGCAAGGUCGUCGAAGUUAAAGACUUGGAAAUGGAGCACAGAAUGGCCCUGAAGAUAAUAAAGAACGUUGAGAAGUAUAGAGAGGCUGCCAAAUUAGAGAUUAACGUAUUAGAGAAGUUGGCUGAUAUUGACCCGGACUGCAAAAACCUCUGUGUUAAGAUGUUGGACUGGUUUGAGUACCACGGCCAUAUGUGUAUAGCAUUCGAGAUGCUCGGACAGAGUGUGUUCGAUUUCUUGAAAGACAACAACUACCAGCCGUACCCGCUGGAGCAGGUGCGGCACAUCGCGUACCAGCUCAUCCAUAGCGUCCUGUUCCUGCACGACAACAAACUGACGCACACCGAUCUCAAGCCGGAGAACAUCCUCUUCGUUGACAGCGACUAUGAGCUCGUCUCUGUCUACUCUAGCUCUAAGAAGAAACAUGAGCUGAGGCGAGUGAAGCGCAGUGACGUGAGACUCAUCGACUUCGGCAGCGCCACGUUCGACCACGAGCACCACAGCACCAUCGUGUCCACCCGCCACUACCGCGCGCCUGAGGUCAUAUUAGAGUUGGGAUGGUCGCAGCCGUGCGACGUGUGGUCCAUCGGCUGCAUCAUGUUCGAGCUGCACCUGGGCAUCACGCUGUUCCAGACGCACGACAACCGCGAACACCUCGCUAUGAUGGAGCGGAUCCUGGGACCCAUCCCCUACAGGAUGGCAAGGAAAACUAGGACAAAAUAUUUCUACCACGGCAAAUUAGACUGGGACGAGAAAUCGUCUGCUGGCAGAUAUGUUAGAGAUAAUUGUAAACCAUUACUGAGGUACCUGCAGAGCAACAGUGAGGAGUACCGGCAGUUGUUCGACCUGAUCACCCGCAUGUUGGACUACGAUCCUUCGCAGCGCAUCACGCUCCGAGAGGCGCUCAAGCAUCCUUUCUUCAACAAACUGCCCGCGCACCAGAGGCUGGGACCCCCGUUUACAAGGUCGCCAUAUCUUAGGCAGUGAUCGAAGCCGGUGCAACGGAGAGAGUUCAGGAUCUCGUGAGCGUUCACACUCGCUGAGCAGGUGAGGGCCGAGACUGAGGCCCCGGCCUGCGCCCCGCGAGCAGUAGGGGCCCCGCCCCCCGGGCUGAGAUGGACUUGUACAUUGUUGAUAAAGUGAUAAGUGAUAUAUUUUCGAACAUUAAUUUAGGUAAUAUUUUGUUGUGAAUCGGUACUUCUCAAUUUGUAUUUAUAAUAGUUCGAAAUAAAUACUUUCGUUCUGAUUAA